This is a messenger RNA of Helianthus annuus (common sunflower), 619 nucleotides long. RefSeq lists its product as uncharacterized. Lineage: Eukaryota; Viridiplantae; Streptophyta; Magnoliopsida; Asterales; Asteraceae. Bases 37 to 414 code for a protein of 125 amino acids. The record is from RefSeq and is a predicted model, not a curated record. The transcript is spliced from 2 exons.
AGGCUUCUUUGCAGGUGGCACAUACAACAGAAUGUUAUGAAGCACUGCAAGGGUGCCUUCACAGACGAAGACUGGAAGAAAUUUUUGUCAUUCUGGGGGACAUUGAUUGAGUCUCCAUCCAUACCCAUCUACGACUACCACUUGCGCAACAUGCGAAAGCGACUUGUGGAGUGCAAACGUUCUAGAGUCUUCAAAUACGUGUACGAUAACUGGCUAAAAGACUAUAAGGAGAUGUUUGUCUUUGCGUGGACUGAUAAGAGGCGCAACUUUGGUAAUCGUACUACAAACAGAGUUGAGCGCCAACACGCCAACUUAAAGAGAUACGUCCUAGAUAGGAGCUCACUGGAACGUGUAGUUGGUUGUGUCCGGGAUAUAGUUGAGACACAGUUCGGUGAAAUAAGGAAGACUUUUUGAGAAAGCAUCGAAAAAACAAUGAAACACCACAAACACCCGAUGUUUCAACACCUACUUGGAAAAGUAUCCCAUACAGCCCUUGACUUGUUGCAUGGAGAGGCAAUUAGGAAGCUAGAUGUCUUGGAGCGCUUUAAUUCAUCAUGUGGUUGCCAAAUGUGGCACAGCUGUGGGUUGCCCUGUGCUUGUAGGAUAGAAAAGUACAUGC